AUGGAUGAUAUAAUUGCAAAUCUUUCCCAAUUUGUCUAUAAGUUUAAGCUAGAUAUUUACCAUGCUGAUCACAAUAUUUGUAUAAAAGAAGAAGUUAUUUUCAAAAUUGCAGUAGUCAAACAAGACUGUCAUGUAGAGUUUAUGCGAGUAAUGUUUGGUUUAGUAGAGGGACCAUCAAUUAUAUCAAAAGUAGUAAAAACAACUUAUGGAAAAUUGUUUAAUGAUGUAAUAAGGGCAUAUUUCGACGACAUCACAGGUGGAGCUAACUCAAUUAAUGAUUUCCUAAUAAUUUUAAGACAAGUUUUCGAACUAACUCGACAAAAAAAUCUUAAAUUAAAUCAGAAAAAAUGUAUUUUUAUUGACAUAAAAAUACCACUGUUUGUAAAAUUAGUAGGUUAUAAGCAAGAAAGAGUAUAUCCAAAACGUACAGUAGCUGUUGAAUAA
Messenger RNA from Parnassius mnemosyne (clouded apollo), 444 nucleotides. Lineage: Eukaryota; Metazoa; Arthropoda; Insecta; Lepidoptera; Papilionidae. The record is from the annotation of a GenBank genome assembly.